This is a messenger RNA of Metopolophium dirhodum (rose-grain aphid), 3062 nucleotides long. RefSeq lists its product as uncharacterized. NCBI's taxonomy places the organism in Eukaryota, Metazoa, Arthropoda, Insecta, Hemiptera, Aphididae. The transcript has 2 exons. The record is from RefSeq and is a predicted model, not a curated record. Bases 284 to 2803 code for a protein of 839 amino acids.
UAUCCUAAUACGUGUGCAUAUGAGCUCAAUGUCAAAUAUUACUGCCAUAUAGGUGAUGUGAUAGUAGAAGGGGUUUGUAACGAUAUUAGUAUGGACAAGACAGAACCAUGAAUGCCGCAGUGUUGUUUUAGCGGUCGACCUCAUUGGCGGUAUUUUACUACCUUUAUUUUACGUGUGUAGUAAAGCCUAUUAAAAUUUGUUUCCCCAGAGAAAGUUAAAUUAAUAUACAUAUUGGCGAGAGUGUUCUUCUAGUCAAUUACAAGAGUUUUGACCAUUAUAAAUUAUGCCAGUGCCAAAUGAAAAAAAUGAGACAAAUAGUCAAAAAAAACAAAGACGGUGGUCAUUGAUUGGAAUUUUAUCAAAAAAAAAGAAAUUAAAAAAAAGUCAAGAGAGUGUGGACUUCUGUCCGUAUGAUGGGAAAAUAAAUCAAAAAGUGGCACACAACAACCACUUAAAACGUUCUACUGACUGUCUUAUCGAGCAGUACACUUGUAGUCCCAGGCUAAUAAGAAGAUGUAAUUCAUUACAGUACACAAAUCACAUGUCCACGUAUGCAAAUAUUAACAACCAAUCUUCAUCAAACGAAUGGAAAACAUCACAACAAUCCGUAUAUAGCUCUAGUUCAAGUGCUUGCUAUAGUGAUAUCGGUGUGUAUAGAAGUUGCGGUAAUAGUAGCCAAUCGUCGCAUUAUAUUCAAGAAGAGGACGAGCAGACACCUUCAGUUUUAAAAAGUGUUCCGUUUAGAUGUUCGUCUGAAAUCGGACAUUACCAAUAUAAUACUAACUAUAGAAAAAAACACCCAAAAUCAUAUGUAAAUCCAAACAAAUUAAUUGGUAAGAAGAUUCCACCUCCUCCUCCCCCCAGAGACCCUAAUAUUACAACGGUUUAUUAUUUUAGAAAUAAUAGACUCAUGUCACGAGAAUCAGACUCGACGUAUUUUAAACAGGGAUCUUAUGAUAAUAUUACAGAUAAAGUCAAGUCUCUUGUCGAUAAGACAGAAUGUCGAAAUGAAAAUUACACAAAAGAACCGCCGAGAAGUAGACGACCCAUUCAAAUCUGUGACGUUGAGACCUUGUCGUCUGAAUCUGAAAAUUCCGUACCCAAAAUUCAAACCGUUGAAGAAGCACUUCAAGAACUGGAGGACAUGUAUAACAGUUUAGGACUAAGUGACGAGGAUCUACUGGACAGAGCUGAACGGCGUGACCUUCCUACAGUACACCAAAACAUGCGAUACCAAAGUUCCGACGAGCUGGACUGUAUAACUGUUAAAAGAGUAUUGCCCAAGACCCGACGGUCAGGCGUACCUGAUAUUAUAUCCGAUGAUAUGGCUUACAGAAGGCUGAAUAAAAAAGAAUCAAAACGGCAAAGUUUUAUACCAGGAAGUUUCCUCUUAGUUUUACCGACAGUUUAUAAUCUCGAUAAAAUACCUAAACCGUCGUCCGGAGAACCUGACAUUACACUAGAUGACGUGGUUUUCCGAAGCCAGCGACAACACCUCAACUUCCUAAAGAUUUCUGAUCCGCAACCGCCGUUUGGAAUACCUCUAGGUCCGAUCGUGAGCGCCGCUCCCACUGAUUAUUUGCAUGCGGUGCCUGAAGGCCGUUAUAAACCAUCGUUCCACCCUAGAAAAAUACCAGACACUGUUGAAGACGAUUUGGCAUUUCGGUCUCUUAGGAAAGACCAUAAGUUUAAAACUUGUAUUGAUUUUUCGUUCGUUCAUAGAAAUCGAUUCAGAAUUGAUGACCUGAUUCCCAAACUGGAUAAUAAUAGAAUAAAAAACGAUACUCAUUGGAUUAUAAAAAAAAGACCAUCUGAUAACAGCUAUAAUAAAAAAAAACAAGUAAAACUCUCAUAUGACGAUUUGGUCGAUUCUAUCAUAGCUGAAAACCAACAAAACUUGAUGGUAGUCAAAAUAAAUCAUCAUAAACCAAUUAUGCUGACAGGAUUCACUUUUAGCGAAGCCAAUCAAUUAAGUAAGUCGCUUUUUUGCACGAACUUAUUACAGCAUGAACCUCAUAAAUUAUGUUUAACGAAUGACACUUGUAUUACAAACGAUGCACCACCACUAAAGUUAAAAUUGAUUUGUCCGUUAUCGAACGAACGAAACGUAAACGGAGCGUCACCCGUUGCUCUAACGUGUUCUAAAAGUUAUCACGUUGCAAAUUAUGCCACUGAUGAGUAUCUAAAAUAUACGGCUAAAAAAACACCCAGCGCGUCCAUGCAAUUCACAAAUUUAGGUUUGACGAGCAAAAGCGUUGACAAUAAAAACCAACCGAAUUUUAGAGAGCUUAUUAAACGAGAGUAUGCCCAUAGGUAUCUGCGGUCGACCGAUAACCGAUCAAACGAUGGUUUCGUGGUGGUAGGCAAUAAACGCGAACGAGACGAAAAUAUCAAAUACCAAUUUCUAAAAUAUAACAAAGAAGAUAAUACCCGUGCUUGUGCCACAGUCGAGCAACCGGCCAAUGUACUCUCCGCCAUCGUCGCCGAGCCAAAGACCAAAUGCCUACACAUCCACAGCGACGAACCUGCACCAGUGGUUUUUGAGUCAGCCGUUUCUUCUUCUGCAAGUGCAUCCGAAAACCGAACCGAGACUUCUAAUAAUAAACAACCUAGUAAAGACCUAUCAUCCCUAUCUACCGCUAAUGUGCCGUCGAUGGAGUAUCCAAACCGUAUGCCCGGAUAUCUGGAGGUGUGCUUGUACAUCACAAUAUAUAUUUAUCAAUUAUUUAGUGUAAACGCAUACGGCACUUUUAUUGCGUUGAUCUUUCUCAUAACUUUACAUCUGUGUAGACGCUUUUCGUGAAGUUAUAAUACGCUCUUGUACAAUUUUGUUGAAUUAAUAUUUAAGCUUUUUGUCGCUUUUUUUUAUUUAUUUACUACCAUAACUAUUAUUAUUAUUAUUAUCAUUACUAUUUAUUUAUUACACCUAUAUAUACGUAUGUAGGUGUUCGGAAACCAAAUAUUUUUGUGUACAUACGGUACGUUUAGUCUGUUUCGUAAUAUAAUAACGCAAUGUACACGCUGGGAGAAAAUAAAAACUGCACAACGCAUAUUAAAUAUUA